AUGACGAAGAGAGAAAAACAGAGUAAAGCGGAGAAGGGACAAGCGCUGAGGACGCAGCAACAACCAAAUUAUCUUUGCAGCAACGAAAGGGAUGGGAUCAAGAGAAGAAAAGAGAGGGAUGAGAUUCCCCAGGAAAGAAAGAAGAGCAGUAAGAUCAGGAGGACCAAGAAACAGCAGGAGUUCGAAAAAAAAGAAAGAGCAAAGGAAGAGGAAAAGAAGCUGGAAAAAAAUGAGAAAAAGGAUAGACCAAAGUUCAAAAAGAGAAGGAUAAUAGCAACAAGCUCUGAUGGCAGCUCUUCAUCCGAUGAAGAGUUCGACGUGGACUCGCUGAGUGAGGAGGGGAUUGAGAAACUGAUGAAAGCCAUAGACAGGAAGAAGAGGCGCAUCACCACGCUGAGAGCCAAACCUUGGUCAAUGGACAAGAAACUGGCUGUACUCAGGAAGGCACAAGCGUUUAUAGAGAAGUAUGAGGAGCAUAUAGGAAAAGGAGAAGGGAGGAAACUUUACGCUUGCAAAGUCAUGAUUUCGAAGAUAUGGGUCAAGUUUCAAAGAAGCUUCAAGAACUUUAAGGCAGCCUGUGUUCUAUGGGAGAUGAAGAUCAAGAAAAUUGAAAGUCAUUUUGGCUCUUCAGUGGCAUCCUACUUCAUAUUGCUGCGAUGGAUGUUUGGCAUCAAUCUAAUUUCCUUUGGCCUGUCCUUUGGGCUUGUUAUGAUUCCUGAGGCAUUACUUGGGAAGCCCUUUGGGAGUAUACCCAGGAAGACAGUAUCCAGAGAAGAAGAACCCACUGCUAUGAACCUCGAAGUCCUAUGGGAUGUUUCGGGUUACAUUAAGUAUUCCGUAUUGUUUAUAGGCUACUACAAUGACCAGAGAACAAUUGGCUGGCUCAAGUUUCGAAUGCCCUUGUGCUACUUUUUGGUUGGGCUGGCCAGUGUGGCUUACGGUUACCUGGUGAUCGUUAAAGCCAUGGCCUACAAUGCAGGGCAAGAAAGUGGAGAUGACAACAACUAUAAAUACAGCUGGAGAAUAUUCACUGGCUGGGAUUACCUGAUCGGAAACCCGGAGGCGGCUGACAGCAAGUUUGCCUCCAAUACCAUGACCUUUAAGGAAAUCAUUGUGGACGAGAAGAAUUUCAGAAAAAUGCCAAAUUUCCGAAAGCUGUUAAUACUCCGCACCGUGUCCAACAUCCUGGUCCUUAUCAUCCUGGUAGGAAGUGGCUAUCUGAUCUAUUUUGUGGUGCGCAGGUCUGGAAAAUUCUUCAAGCUUGGGAUGGACAAUUUCAGUUGGUGGGAAAGAAAUGAAGUGAACGUGGUGAUGUCGAUGUUGAGCACCUUCGGUCCGAUGAUGUUUGAUGCGAUAAGUUAUUUGGAGCUUUAUCACCCACGUAUUAACAUGCGCUGGCAGAUGGGCCGUGUCUUUGCCCUUUACACGGGCAACCUUUACAGCUUUCUCAUCGGCAUCAUUGACCAGAUCAACAUCUCUAGGGGUGCAGAAGAGCAAACAAAGCAUAACCUGACCAUAUGGGAGGCGGCCAUGUAUAACAAGUCCUUAGCAGAAAAUACAACUUUCAAAAUCAAUCCUGCAGAUGUUCCCAGAGGGCCUUGCUGGGAGACCUUGGUGGGACAGGAAUUUGUACGCAUGCUGUUAACAGAUACUGUGACUUUUUACUCUGUGACGGUGAUCAACGACUUUGCCCGAGCAGUCUUUCUUCGAUACGUCAACCCCAUCUGGUGCUGGGACCUGGAGUACACCUUUCCAUGCUAUUCCGAGUUUGAUCUGAGCGGAAAUGCUCUGAGCCUCAUAUUCAACCAAGGAAUGAUCUGGAUUGGGACAUUCUUCGCCCCCUGUCUUCCUGCAAUCAACCUGCUCAGACUGCAGACAUUCAUGUACCUCCAAGCCUGGGCCGUGUUGUGCUGCAACAUCCCUCCCGUGCGCAUCUUCAAGGCCUCACGUUCAAGCAACUUCUACAUGACCGUUCUGCUGGUCAUCCUCUUCCUCUCCACAAUGCCCCUAGUCUUCAGCCUCGUCUCCAUGCGCCCAUCUUUUGACUGCGGGCCAUUCAGUGGCAAAGAUCACUUUUACGAUGUGGUCCCUGAGACGCUGGAACUGGAUUUUCCAUACUGGUUAAAAAAAGUGGUCAACCUCAUCUUAAACCCGGGAUUGGUCCUGCCUUUCAUACUGCUUUUGGUCCUCAUCAUUUAUUACUUAUAUACCAUGUCUAAGAACUACAAGCAGGCCAACAGUCACCUGAGAAAGAAAAUGCGGUCUCAAGGUGAGGAGAAUAGAAAGAGGACCAGACUUACAAUAAAGAAAGCGACUGAAUAUAUGGAGAAGGCCAAAAAAAUGGCCUCCACAGAACAACCGGACAUGCAGGGAAACAAUGCAUUACCUUCAGAUGAAAAAGACAGAAGCAAUAUCAACGAACAAAGUUCUUGCUCACCACCUCCACCUCCUCCUCCUACUGCUCCUCCUCCUCCCCCACCACAUAUUCAUAUUUCAGGUCAAGGAUUAAGCUUUAAUCUCUCUCGCAGACCUGUUUACACUCGACCCCCUGCACCCCGGUCGUACCUCCUGCACGGGCAACUACCUGGAGUUCCACCACAUUAAA
This is a messenger RNA of Silurus meridionalis, 2605 nucleotides long. Its product is annotated as transmembrane channel-like protein 1. The record is from RefSeq and is a predicted model, not a curated record. Lineage: Eukaryota; Metazoa; Chordata; Actinopteri; Siluriformes; Siluridae. Gene Ontology annotation, biological process: vestibular reflex; detection of mechanical stimulus involved in sensory perception of sound. Gene Ontology annotation, molecular function: mechanosensitive monoatomic ion channel activity. The coding region runs from base 1 to 2604 and encodes 867 amino acids. The transcript has 19 exons. Gene Ontology annotation, cellular component: plasma membrane.